Molecule: messenger RNA, 2148 nt
Organism: Symbiodinium sp. CCMP2456
Lineage: Eukaryota; Dinophyceae; Suessiales; Symbiodiniaceae
Source: the annotation of a GenBank genome assembly
AUGGCAAAGCCACACGCUACUCUGAUUUUCUCUCGGCAUGGAGAGUCCCAAUGGAACGUGGACAACAGGUUCACCGGAUGGGUAGACGUCGACCUGUCCGCAAAGGGCCUUGGCGAAGCCAAAAGCGCCGGCAGCUUGCUGAAGUCGGAGGGCAUUAAGGUGGACAUGGCCUUCACUUCGUACUUGAAACGUGCCAUCAAGACAUGUGAUCUGGCGCUGGAAAAUGCUGAUCAGUUGUUUGUUCCCGUAGAAAAGAGCUGGCGACUCAACGAGCGCAUGUAUGGCGGCCUCACGGGCUUGGAUAAGAAGGAGACGGUGAAGAAGCACGGCGCCGAUCAGGUCCAAGUCUGGCGGCGCAGCUUCGACGUGCCGCCGCCACCAAUUGACGACGACAGCGAGUUCAACCCCGCAAAGGAGAAGAAGUAUGCCGCUCUGAACAAGGCAGACAUCCCCAAAACAGAGUGCCUCAAGGACACGAUUGCUCGGGUGAUGCCGUUCUGGGAGUCGGCGAUUGCGCCAGAGCUGAAGAAGGGCAAAACCAUUUUCGUUGCUGCCCACGGAAAUUCUAUCCGGGCAAUCCUCAAGUUCUUGGAGGGUAUCUCCGAUGACGACAUCACAGGCCUUGAAAUCCCCACUGGACGCCCGCUCAUGUACACCUUGGAUUCGGACUUGAAGCCAAUUGCAAGCGCCGAUGCAAUCGCACCCCUCAAGUUCGGCAAAUACUUGGGUAAUCUUGAUGAGAUCAAAGCGGCGGCUGAAGCUGUCAAAAAUCAGACGAAAGUGGCGGCGCCAGCAGGCGCUGCUGCUCCCGACUCGAAGACGAUCAUGGCUGUCAAAGCCCGAGAAAUCUUCGAUUCGCGGGGCAACCCCACCGUUGAAGUGGACCUCUGCACUGGAACUGCCUUGUUCCGUGCAGCCGUCCCCAGUGGAGCUUCGACUGGAAUCUACGAAGCCUUGGAGCUUCGAGACGGUGACAAGGGUCGUUUAUUGGGAAAGGGUGUUCUGAAGGCCGUCGCAAAUGUUAACGAUAUUCUCGCUCCCAAGCUCUUGGGCAUGGACGUCACCGACCAAACCAAGAUCGACAAGCUGAUGGUCGAAGAGAUCGAUGGAUCGAAGAACGAGUGGGGAUGGAGCAAGUCCAAAGUUGGCGCAAACGCAAUUCUAGCUGUGUCCAUGGCUGUGUGUCGCGCUGGUGCAGCUGCUAGCGGCAUGCCUCUCUAUCAGUACAUUGCCAAGAUAUCAGGCAAGAGCACCGACAAGUUCGUAAUGCCAGUGCCAUCCUUCAACGUCAUCAACGGCGGCAGCCAUGCUGGAAAUCGACUGGCGUGUCAAGAAUUCAUGAUCCUGCCUGUGGGUGCUUCCACUUUCAAAGAGGCGAUGGUGAUUGGUGCUGAAGUGUAUCACAAUUUGAAGAGCGUUAUCAAGAAAAAGUAUGGGCAGGAUGCCUGCAACGUUGGUGACGAAGGUGGCUUUGCACCGAAUGUGCAAGACAACAACGAGGCCCUGGAUGUGUUGAUGGAGGCAAUCGAGAAGUCUGGCCACAGCGCGAAGGUCAAGAUUGGCACCGACGUGGCAGCGUCUGAAUUCUACAGCGCCGAGGGCAAGACCUAUGACUUGGACUUCAAAAACCCCAGCAGCCCACCCGAGAUGAAGAAGACUGCGCCACAGCUGGCUGAUUACUACAAGGCAUGGCUCGACAAGUACCCUUUCGUCUCCAUCGAGGAUCCGUUCGACCAAGAUGACUGGGACGCCUACAAGCACUUCAUGUCGGAGGUCGGGCCGCGGGUACAGAUCGUCGGGGACGACCUCCUCGUGACGAACCCAACUCGCGUCAAGAAGGCCCUGGAAGUCGGGGCUUGCAACGCCCUCCUCCUCAAGGUUAACCAGAUUGGAUCCAUCACCGAAGCUAUCGAGGCUGCUACCAUGUCUCAGAACGCUGGUUGGGGCGUCAUGGUGUCGCAUCGGUCUGGCGAGACUGAGGACUCCUUCAUCGCAGACCUCGUCGUAGGUCUCCGAACUGGACAGAUCAAGACUGGCGCACCAUGCCGAUCCGAGCGCCUGUCCAAGUACAAUCAGCUCUUGCGCAUCGAAGAGGAGCUCGGUGGGCUGGCAACGUAUGCCGGCGUUGACUUCAGGUCGCCCAAGUGA